UUCUUCAAGGCUUCAUUCAGAAAACAGCAGCAGAACACGGUAUUCUUCAACUUUUGAAGUCUGCAGAUCACUCAUACGUUCCUAUGGUUGACCCACCAAAACUUCUUCUCACCUGGUAAUUGGCGGGGAGCUGAGCCAUGAGUUCAGCUUCGUCAGGUCGUGAGCCGUCCAACUCUGCUGGAACCCCUGACGUCUCCUCCGAGACGCCGAGAACUCGACCAAUAGCCUGCGUACGAUGCUGGAAACGAAAACAAAAGUGUGACAAGCGGUUACCAACUUGCACCGCAUGCCAAUCGCAAGAUGUCGAAUGUGUUCCCCGACACCAAGACAUCACUUCCUCUACUGAGCUCUCUCAUAGUUCUGUUAUAGGUUACGUCGAGUCCUUGAAAAAGCGUGUCGCUGAACUCGAGCACAAUGUCCAAUCCUCUUCGAGGAAACGAGCCCGCACAGAAAAUCAUAGGGCUGAGUCGGCAGAUGGACCUUUACUCGCGGACCCGGUCAGCACCCGUACCCAGGACGCCGUCUCUAUGGUCUCGAGCCACGCCUCUGCCCGGACCACCACCAGACGGGGCCACGAAGACUCAUCUGUGAGGGCCACUAUGGGCGCCAUCGGCUUCUUGUCACGCAGUGCCAUGGCCGAACCGCGUGGUCAGUCGGACGAAUUGGCUAGGAAGUUUUCUCUCGGUGAGAUCAUCUCCGGGGCACUGGCCAUCGAUGGACGCGAUCCAUCAAAGGCUUCUCCUGCGCCAAAGACACCCACCAUAGAUGGUCACCUAUUGCCGCUCACUCACGAUGCAACCAGUGGCCAUUUGCGGCGUUUCUUGGACAGCAUUAUGUUCCUGCCCUAUCUCGAUGAGGCAGGCCUUCUCGAACAGUACGACAUUGUUGUCGCCAAUAACGACCGACGUGACGACGGUGGGAGCAUCAACCCUCUUCACGUUUUUAACGUUCAUAUGGCUUUGGCUAUUGGUAUUCUAAUGUCCCCCGAUUCCGCCCAUCUGUCGAUGCUCAGCUCUGGGUAUCACGCUGUUGCCGCCAAUCAGCUGCACUCCAUUUUGCGCUCCGAGGUGUCCCUCGAGCAUGUCCACUGCAUGGUCAUGCUUCUACUGUACUCGCUCUUGAGCUCCACGGGAGGCUCAGCUUGGCAUCUUCUUGGCCUCACAGUGAAGACGUGCAUCUCACUUGGUCUGCAUCGAGAACCUGAUGCCCAUGCCGACUUGGCCAUGGCUGAGGCGAACAAACGAAGAUGGCUGUUUUGGACUGUGUACUCGCUCGACCGCUCUUUAAGCAUAGCUAUGGACCGUCCUUUCAGCAUCCAAGACGACGACAUAUCAGUCCAGGUACCCCCAGAAGAAGAGGAUGCAGCAGUUUCUAUUCAGCACAUCUCAAGAAAACUUCAUCUGAGCCGGUAUGUGAUAAACCAUGCGCGGAUCAUUUCCAGUAUUCGGACCGGAAGGGGGGCAGAUAUCAUGCUCGAUUACAGCAACAUUUGCCAUUGGAGGGACCUCCCCCCAUCCCUGGAUUGCUUCUCUCCAAUGACCUUGAAUGUUACAGAUAUUUUCCAGCAGCUGUCUUGUCGGGCCUUGGCCCGGCUGGUCUCGCCAAUACACCAGGCAGAAGGGGGCAGAGAUCUAUUGCUUUGGAACGCCCAUGAUGUAGAAAUGGACGCCAUCAGCACUUCCGAGCAGUUCGUCGACCGGUGUUAUGCUCGUUUCGCGCAGGGUGGUUUCACGGGCACUUUCAUCGACGCCUAUGAUAUUUUCCAUGCUGCGGUAGUAUGCGUCUGCCUCGCGUGGAGGAUGAGCCAACAACCGCCCGCCGAACGUAGGCUUACCAAAGUCACGGGAACCCUCCACAAAGCCUCGACACUCGUUACAGCUAUAGCUUCUAGAUUUCCGGCUCUGGCGUCUUUUCAACGGGUACUGCUAGCUCUUUCGACAUGUGUGAUGGGUGAGAAGCAUUCGGAUUUCAAUAUGAUUACUUCUGAAGCAUUCUCGCCGAUGAUUCCCCGUCGGAUCCAGCAAUUCAUCCGUUACACGUUUACAUGAUGGUCAAACAGCUAGAUCAACAUGCUCGCACAGCAACAUGGGCAGACAGAAUGGUUUUAAUUCAAAAGUAUA
Molecule: messenger RNA, 2120 nt
Organism: Colletotrichum destructivum
Lineage: Eukaryota; Fungi; Ascomycota; Sordariomycetes; Glomerellales; Glomerellaceae
Exons: 6
Coding region: 138-2048 (636 amino acids)
Biological process (GO): positive regulation of transcription by RNA polymerase II; DNA-templated transcription
Molecular function (GO): sequence-specific DNA binding; zinc ion binding; DNA-binding transcription factor activity, RNA polymerase II-specific
Source: RefSeq, a predicted model, not a curated record